UUUCAGUAGUUUCACUACUUGCUGCCGGUUUCCGUUCCACUGCAGUAUUUUCAGAGUUUCGUGUUACUACUGUGUUAAAGUAAAAUAAAAAUAGCAGCAGUAUUUAUACAACUUCUACUGUGAGCGGACACUAGUUCUGAUCAUGCCGCAUUUCAGGAUCGAGACAAACGUCCCGCGGGACCAAAUCCCAAAGGAUUUUGUUUCCAAAGCAGUUCCAAUACUUGCUAAAGCUCUUGGAAAACCGGAACAGUACUGCGUAGUGUCCGUGCAUCCGGAUGUGAUGAUGAGCUUCAGCGGAUCCACUGCACCUUGCGCUAUUGGAAAUGUGAUGUCUAUUGGAGCCCUGGGUGUGGAACAAAACAAGAAACAUGCCAAAGUUCUUUUUGAACUUGUAGAGAAAGAGUUAGGGGUGCCUUCAGACCGGAUGUACAUCACAUUCCAAGAUGAACCGACAGGCAACGUGGGCUUCAAGGGAACUACCUUCCAUGCUAUUUUUGGAUAAACACUGAAUCUGUUUAAAUUUAUAAGGUUUUUAAAAUAAAAUCUAUGUACAUGUAGAACAGUCAUAAAGUUUUCGUAUGAUUAAAGCAUUUAUUAUUAAGAAAAUUAUUUAUUUAAUAAAGAAAUUAAGACUGUAA
This is a messenger RNA of Leguminivora glycinivorella, 638 nucleotides long. RefSeq names its product macrophage migration inhibitory factor-like (gene Mif). Lineage: Eukaryota; Metazoa; Arthropoda; Insecta; Lepidoptera; Tortricidae. The transcript has 3 exons. The coding region runs from base 143 to 502 and encodes 119 amino acids. Gene Ontology annotation, molecular function: cytokine activity; phenylpyruvate tautomerase activity. The record is from RefSeq and is a predicted model, not a curated record.